AUGAAGUAUUCCAUGCUCUCUGCUGUAGCCGUUCUUGCGGCAACCUCGCUAGGUUUCCCAGAAUUCUACUGGGGGCGCCGAUCCAGCCCCAACCACGUCUUCAUCACGAAUAAUAUGAAUAGGCCCGUCCGUCUGGAUAAAGUAACAGGAAAGUCACUCGCCGAUGGGAUCAAAGUAUCCCGCGACCAAGAGACCGUUAUUCCUGCCCAUCAAACACGCCAAAUUCCGGCCUAUGACCAAUCCGCCGACCUGAAGCUCCGUGUGCAAGGAGCACCUCACAAUCAGAUAGAAGUGAGCUAUACCAGUGGGGACCAAGAAACGUAUAAUUACGCCAUCAAGCCAAUCGAAGGCGGCGGGUUUCCCGGAGCUGUCUUCGUGAACCCUGAUCCUCCUUCAUGCCCUUCUCAGAGGUGGUUCCCUAGACAACAAGAGACGCCGCAAGUUACUUGCCCGGACCGCACUCAGCUCCGGGUUUACCUGCAGGAAGCGCAUCAUCCAGCAUUCGAAGCUGAAUAUGAUGAUGAAUACGAUGAGUGGUUUUAA
Messenger RNA from Metarhizium robertsii ARSEF 23, 543 nucleotides. RefSeq lists its product as uncharacterized. Lineage: Eukaryota; Fungi; Ascomycota; Sordariomycetes; Hypocreales; Clavicipitaceae. The record is from RefSeq and is a predicted model, not a curated record. Bases 1 to 543 code for a protein of 180 amino acids. The transcript has a single exon.